UCAACAAAAGGAAAGAUGUUAGAUCUACUGGACAGACAGCAAAGAUCAAACUUAAACUCCAAAAUAGUUACUAAGGCCAGCACCAUGUGAUGUCUGUUGGCAUAAACUACACGUCAUCAACUCAAUUCUCCAACAUUAAUCUUCUUCGUUUCCUGUGUCAUUAUUACAGUUAGAUCCCAGUCAACCUCUUUACCACUUCGGUGCUCACCUCUUCACCUCCUCUCUCUCCCGAUCUGAUAUGGAUACCAGUGCCGGCCCAAGUUUGUUCCCUUUGCACCGCUGCAAAACUCUUCACCUGGAUAUUCAAGAUUGCCUUCUUUCUUGGCUUUUGCUCGCAAAUCAAGGCAUUGUGGUCUUAUAAAACGAUACAUCCAGGUGAGGCAUGCUCAGGGGAUUCACAAUGUAGUGGGAGAUAAAAACUAUAAAGCUUACAUGUCUCCGGAAUAUUUCGAUGCACACAUUACUCCUCUCGGCUGGCAACAGGUUGAUAAUUUGCGUAAGCAUGUCCAUGAAUGUGGCCUUGCUAAGAGGAUUGAUUUAGUCAUUGUGUCCCCUUUGUUAAGGACAUUGCAAACAGCUGUUGGGGUAUUUGGUGGUGAAGGUUAUACAGAUAGGAUGGAUAUAGUACCGCUUAUGGUAGCAAAUGCUGCAAAAAGUAACCGUGCUGCAAUUUCAAGUCUGAACUGCCCACCAAUCAUUGCUGUAGAACUUUGUCGAGAACAUUUGGGAGUCCAUCCUUGUGAUAAGAGACAAAAUAUCAGUGACUAUCAGCUUCUUUUUCCUGCAGUUGAUUUCUCACUGAUAGAAAGCGAUGACGACACAUGGUGGAAAGCUGACGUUAGGGAGACAAAAGAGGAAGUCGCGGCCAGGGGACUGAAGUUCCUGAACUGGUUGUGGACACGGAAAGAGAAGGAGAUAGCGAUUGUUACCCAUAGUGGGUUCUUGUUUCAUACAUUAAGUGCAUUCGGAAAUGAUUGCCACCCAUUGGUGAAGAAAGAGAUAUGCAAACACUUUGCAAAUUGCGAGCUUCGCUCCAUGGUCAUCGUUGAUAGAAGUAUGAUGGGAUUAGACCCCUCAACAACUAAUUAUCCAGGAAAGAUUCCGUCAGGCCUGGAUCUCCCUAGUGAUGUUGUGGAUAAGAAGGCAGAAGAAAAGAGGACCUGAUACAAAUUCCUUUGUCUAAACAUCAU
This is a messenger RNA of Durio zibethinus, 1190 nucleotides long. RefSeq names its product Phosphoglycerate mutase family protein. Gene Ontology annotation, cellular component: cytoplasm. Gene Ontology annotation, molecular function: phosphatase activity. The record is from RefSeq and is a predicted model, not a curated record. Lineage: Eukaryota; Viridiplantae; Streptophyta; Magnoliopsida; Malvales; Malvaceae.